UGGCAAACAGGUGUGAGCUUUGUAUUCGGUGCAAGUAUUUCAUUACUUGUCUCUUUCCUCGCUUUCCGGAAUCGUGAACGAGCAUUCACCGCAGGUCUAUCCGUGUCCAAAACCAAAGAUGCCACCCCGAUGACGGGGACCUUCGAAAGGCCCUGACAGAUCUAAAUGAAUCUGUGAUGAUGAAAUUCCAACAUGAGUUGCAGAAAACCGUUUCAUGGGCCGAUCUUAGCCUGUUGUUUACAAGAUGGGCUCGUUUGUAUCCCUCAACCAGGCAUAUGCUGGUCCAGAAGCGCAGUCUUAAAAGUCAAGACUGUCGCGGAAGCAGCUCUCAGAAGCCAUUGUGCUUUAAUGAUUUGUUAUCAGUUCCGCAAGCACAACUGGAGAUCCUACGGCCGCUAGCACCCGAAGUUACCGCACUGUUACAGCGGUUCUCUGAGGAAGAGGGCGAUCCAAGUGAUGGUAUCAACUCUGCGCUAUCCAAGGCCUUGAAGGGUGGCGAAGUGAUUUGGAGUCACUUUGCACGCGCGGUGGUGCAGCUCGAUCAUCGCGUUGUUGUUAAGCUUGGACCAAACAUAUCAUUAACCGACGCGGACAUGACAGCCCACAUUCAAAGGAAUUCUACAGAUAUUCCAGUCCCGCGGCCUCUUGGUGUACUCUCCCUUGGUGGCAUAACCUAUGCUUUUAUGCGUCGCAUUGACGGUUGUUCCCUAGAUAAACUCUGGCCGGAUUUGGCAGAUGUUGAGAAAUGCUCUGUCAGGGAUCAACUUGACUUCAUCUUGGAGAAACUCCGAUUGCUGCCAGCACCAGAUCAGUAUCUUGGUGGUGGGAGCCCGCCCCAGUGUGUUGAUUGCAGAAUGUGGAAGCGUACAAGUCCCUUGUGGAUGGAGAGUGAGACUCAGUUCAACGAAUUCCUUCUGUCUGGGAACUGUCGAUCUGGCAUGGAACCAUAUGUCAACUUUAUCAGGCCCAUGCUCCGAGAAAAUCAUCGCUUUGUUCUGACGCAUGGCGACCUGCAUCCCCGGAAUAUUCUAGCCGUUAAAGAUGGAGGAGGGAUUCGAGUGACUGGUCUGAUUGACUGGGAGGUCGGUGGUGUAUACCCAGAGUACUGGGAGUUUGUCAAGUCCCUUAACACGGUUCGCCCAAUACGCUCUGGUGACUGGCCCUUUUACCUGCCUCUGAAGGGGAUUGGUAGAUACUUUGAGGAAUAUGCUAUUGACUGCUUAAUUGAUAAUUGUGUGACAUAGAAGAAAAGCUCCAACACUCUGCUGCCUGGACACCUUAACAAAGGAAAUCGGAAGCGCCGAUCCCUGGUUGGGGGGCGACGAAAUGCAAUGGAAUGUGUGCCUUCGAGCUUCCAACAUUCCACCCCCUAUCCCUGAGUUUUCUCACGACGAGUUUAUUUUCUCUCGCACGGCUGCACAACGUGCCACGAACGACCCACGGGUCAGGGUCUCAGCAUUGGUCACUUCGUGAGGGCAAGGAAAGAGGUCCUGUUGGGACCUCUUUUCCUCCACCAAUCAAUGACCCUGUUGGAAGGCUCACCCUCGGGCACGUUGGCACUAGAGUCUCGGCAAAACAGUCAUAGCAGGAAAAGCGUGACGCCCACCAAUUUAGCCAGAGAAGGAGGUUAAGAUUUCAAGCGCAUGACUUGAAAUCUCGGAAGUCUGGACAACAGCAGACCGGCUGGUCAUCACCGCGCUUUAUGAGAGUCAGGGCCCACUUCCAUCACUGAUAUGGGUGUAGGUGAACUACGCGCUCUCCUAGCCUUGGCUACUCUCUUCGUCUUGACCGCUUCAAGGAAAGUAGUAGGAGGAAUAUGCGACGAGGACAGUUCGCAUCAAUCGUGGUCUGGAAAGGAAGAGGGUCCUGUUGGGACCUCUCUUUCUCAACCAAUCAAUUGACUGGCUAGGUGUUAGGUAAUCCAACUAGCACCUUGCUCAUGUGAUCCAUAUAGAUUAGACGAAAUUCCCCUUUAGGUAGCUUAGUGAAUGACAAGCGUA
Molecule: messenger RNA, 2000 nt
Organism: Coccidioides posadasii C735 delta SOWgp
Lineage: Eukaryota; Fungi; Ascomycota; Eurotiomycetes; Onygenales; Onygenaceae
Source: RefSeq, a predicted model, not a curated record